AUGGCUGAGGUGCCAGGAGACAAAGUGGAGGUAAACGCCGGUAAAAUAGGGUCGGGUCCAAGUAAAUCGGUCGUUGGAGAUGGGGCGCCGGCGAGAGUGCGGCUGUUGGAGGUGUUGCCGGAGGGCUGGCCGGAUGCCGGUGGAGGGUCGCCGCCAGUCGCCGAUGUUCUGCCGGAUUUCGCUUGUUGGCAGUUAAUGGAUAGGAGGUUGGGCAGGACGAUGACGGGCUGUGAGGAGGUUAGUAUUUACCUCUCGUUUAGUGCAUUCCCUAGAAAAAAAAGCUCCGGGAGGAUGUCGACGGAGUCUAGCAUAGUCCGUCCUCUAGCCAUCUCCAUGGAAAUCACUAUUCUCAAGCCUCAAUUCAGUUUCUUCAUUCGAGACCGGAGUUGCCCUUCUUUGAGAUUAUCCAGAAAUUAUGUUUCGUUCAAACCUGUAUCGUCAGAUUUCAGCAGAAGGCAGUUUUCUUCAUCAAGACAUGUAUUGUUGAACAAAAACAAGGGGCUUCCCUUAAUCGAUAGCCAUUCAAGAAGCUCCUGUAUUCGGGCUGCAUCGACAGAGUCCACAAAUUACGAACAAUAUAUAGACUCAUCUGGAGGCGGUGACCGAGCUUUUGAAGUGAAUGGCUUUGGAAAUUCAGAGCUUUUAGAACAGAAAUCUAAUGCAUACAGGAGUAGGUUUCUUAAUAUUGUAAAAAUUAGCUCCAUCAUUAAUGAUAAAGCUGAAUCCUUUUUCAAGAGUGAGAUAAGGAGGAGGCUGUUUGUGACCGCUGUCUUGUUAGUUAUUAGUCGUCUGGGCUAUUUUAUUCCUUUACCUGGAUUUGAUCGGAGACUAAUGCCCGAAAAUUAUCUCGGGUUCAUAUCGGGAUCUGUUGAUGAGCUUGGUGAUUUUGCCCCUGAACUUAAGCUAUCUUUGUUUCAGCUUGGCAUUGGUCCUCAAAUAGGAGCUUCGAUUAUUAUGCAGGUACUUUGCCACGUCAUCCCUUCCUUAGUGAAGCUGCGGAAAGAAGGCUUAGAUGGUCAUGAGAAGAUCAAGAGUUAUAUAUGGUGGAUCUCUCUGGGAAUUGCUGUGGUGGAGGCUUUAGUUAUCUCUUUAUAUUCACUCCCUUAUUCUAUUUAUGCAGCCAGUCAUAGGGUAAAACAUGUUAUGAUUACAUCUUCGCUUCUGGUUUGUGGUGCAAUGGCUAUGAAUUGGAUUUGUGAACAAAUAUCAGAGUCUGGAUUUGGUCAAGGGUCAUCUUUAAUUAUAUGUGUCAGCAUUUUGACUGGCUACACCGAAACAUUGCAUAAGAUGUUAACUCAGCUCUCAGGAAGUACUCUGAGCUGGUGGCCUUAUGUACUUGCGGUUUUUGGCGUUUUCACUAUGGUGACUAUGUGGGCCGUUGUUGUAACUGAGGGUUGCAGGAAGAUCAAGUUGCAAUAUUACGGGUUCAAACUUGCCUCUGCAGCUAGAGAAGAUUCUCCCAUUACUGAGGUGGAGCCAUACAUUCCUUUCAACAUAAAUCCUGCUGGGAUGCAACCUGUGCUCACCACAUCUUAUCUCUUGGCAUUUCCUACGAUUGUUGCAAGUCUUAGUGGCUCGCGUUUUUGGGAACAUUUGAGAGAUAUCCUGAAUCCAGAUACACACAGUGGGGCAGCGCCUUGGGUUUACUACUCAAUUUAUGCGUUUUUUGUGUUCCUGUUCAACAUAUUUGACAUUGCAAAUAUGCCGAAGGAAAUAUCUGAUUAUUUAAAUAAGAUGGGCGCAAGAAUCCCGAAUAUAAAACCGGGACAAUCCACCAUUGAGUAUUUGACGAAGAUCCAAGCUUCAACACGUUUUUGGGGUGGUAUAUUGCUAAGUGUUUUGGCCACUACCUCUUCUAUUCUAGACCAUAAUUUAAGGCGUAUCAAUGAGGGAUUCUCCAUAGGGUUCACAUCAAUUUUGAUCAUUGUGGGCUCAAUCAUCGAGUUGCGAAGAUCGUACCAAGCCUACAAUGUGAUGCCAAGUCUUAGUAAAGCAUUAAGGCGUAUGGACUAUAAUCAAGCAAGUACCUGUUAACUGAUCUUCAGGAAUAGUUGUGCUUAGUUACUAGUUAAAGGUAUAAAAUUGUCAAAACUCGAAAGGCAAUUAUGGCAAAGAAAUAAAAACUGCGAAUCUCAUUUUGAGUUUGUAUGGCCUUUCGAUAUUGUGUUGUAGUUUAUAAAACAAAUAGAUCGGUUUUCUGUAAACAGUGACUCAUUGUGGCUCGAGUUCGGCUUCGCUUGAUAAAGGCUCAAGCCCGUAUCAGGAGUUUGAGCUGGGGUCGCCAAAUAUUUUGGCAUUUAACGAGUACUUUUAUCUUUUUCAUUUCUUGUGAUACAUUUUGAUUUGCUUAUUAGUGGAAAACUGAACCCGAAAUUAUAGAUUCAAUUGGAGAUAUGGAGCACAACACUUGAUUUAGAGAAAUUAUUAGAAAAAAUUUAAAGUGUUUAGGUGAAUUUUCUUCAUGACUAAUCAAUUAUUUUCUUGAUUAUAUAGUGACAACAAACAAAAUGCAGCCCAAAUUAGAACAAAAGCA
Molecule: messenger RNA, 2533 nt
Organism: Striga asiatica
Lineage: Eukaryota; Viridiplantae; Streptophyta; Magnoliopsida; Lamiales; Orobanchaceae
Source: the annotation of a GenBank genome assembly